UUCUUGUUAAGGUAUAUUAUCGCUAUUAUCACUUCAAAUCAUUUCAAACACUUUAGAAAAGCAAAACAGAUGGAAUCAAAAAAACGUUUCUGUAUCAUCACAGUUCUGUUAUUUUCGACAGUCGAAUUCCUCAUGAUGAAUGAAGCAUGCGAAUUUGAAAGAGCCAUCGCAGAGAUUGAAAGUCAAAAUGGUUCCAUCAACUACGAUACGUUUUGUUCAGAAAAACCAUCGGGAGAAGAAAAACUUGCAUGUCGCAUUCAAAACGUUCCGUCAGUUGGUUUCUUGGUUUGCAAGAAGCCUGUUUAUAAUGGUUCUCUAUGCAGAGAAACUAUUGAGACCGAGUUGGAAAACCUUGAAACAAUUCAAACGACGUAUGAUUUAAAGACAGUACAAUAUUUUCACACAAUAAUUGAUAAUGUAACUUGCGCGAGCGAGCAAGUUAACGCCGCUAACUGCAGUGGAUUUUUAGAAUGCUGGAUAGACAUAUCUAUGGGAAUGUUUAAGCACAUUCGUGAUCAUAUUAUCACAGGCAAACAAUAUGAAACAAUAAAGAAAAUAAAUGAUCUUGUAAAAGAUGUCAAGAUUUAUACUGAGACUCAAAAUGGGCUAGAGAAGACCAUCGCUGACCUUUCGAAACUUCUAGACUUUAUGGCACCAAAAACGUCGAAAAUUUUAAGGCAGGUUUGUGAUCUUCAAGGAUUUUUCAUGAAAAAAGGGGGCUUUCAAAUCGCAGAUGCUUCAGGCAUACUUGAAAAAACUGUUUCAGACAUCUGUUGGGAAGAUGAGCCAACAACUGAUGAGGUUUUAUUUGCGUUAAAUGAGACGAUAAUUAAACUUGGACAGAAAUAAAACAAUGACAUAAAAAGCACAAGCUAGCCGUAGUCGGAUACUCUAUUUAAUAUUUUAUUAUGUCCUUGUUCUAAAUUAUGGAGUUUUUGCUGAAACUUGUUGCUAAGCAAUUGUAAACUGCCAUAUUCAAGUUGAGUUAUAUGCUGUGAAAUAAAUAGAAUGAGAAAAACAAAA
Xenia sp. Carnegie-2017 is the source of this 1023-nucleotide messenger RNA. RefSeq lists its product as uncharacterized. The record is from RefSeq and is a predicted model, not a curated record. Lineage: Eukaryota; Metazoa; Cnidaria; Anthozoa; Malacalcyonacea; Xeniidae. Bases 70 to 849 code for a protein of 259 amino acids. The transcript has 3 exons.